CUAAUAUCUAUCUUCUAACUAUCUAAUAUCUAUCUAUUUAUCUAUCUAUCUAUCCAUCUAUCUAUUAUCAUCAUCUCUCUAUCUAUCAUUUCUAUCUAAAAUUUCAGUCAAACAUGUUCAGUGGUUGCAGCAGAUCUACUGCCAGCAUUGUAAUGACUGCAGCAUUUUCCUUGCCUGCGUACAAUGCAGAUAAAUGUAUGUUUCUCCUUCCAGUGUCACCACCAGCGCUUAUAUGCAUUCAUUACCAGCUUCCCUGCCUCACCUGCCCAUGGUGCCCCCCACUAUAAUGUGGGCAGUGUUGUGGUCUGCUGUCUCCAGCAUCGCUGCAGAACAAUAGAAGACACCAGGAGACAGGCAUCAGACAGAAGAGAGAGGAGCAGGGUAGUGAUGUCAGAAGACACACACCUCCCCCCACCUCCACACAGCCAGAAGGAAGACUCCUUGGGUGUAGGGAGGGAGGAUGCUGCAGACUUAGCCUGGGAAGCCCUGUCCAUUACCCAUGCUGCAAUCUAGCCCCUGAGAAGAAUGUCCUGAAUAUCACAGAUAUACAUUACUAUCCAGUAUGUAUGGACGGACAUGUGAUUUGUGGCAGUGGAGCAGGAUAGUCUAUCAGUCCAACUAGGUGCCGCUUCUACUCAAAUCCAUAUGUUGUCCAUCUCGUGUCCUUUAUCUGCCAAUAUACCAUGUAUUUUUUUGGAACCAAACCUGUAUACCUUUCAUUACCCGUGCUUAUGUUACCAUUGUUGUCUUCUUGCUUGCAGUAGGUUAAGUUAAUAUUUUUGGAAGGGGUCACUGUAACUUAUCCUAAAGCAUCACAUUGAUUCGAAUGGUAAAAAGCCGCUGCUAAAUUCAGGCAUUGUAUAAAAUGCCAAAUGCUUCAGAUAAUUGGCAAUAGGAAGAAAUAUAUGGAUGAUAACUGGUUAGGGUUUCACUACUUAUCUUUCAUAGAGCAGCAAGGCCUAUGUUCCCGUAAUACAGCGCUUGGCCAACCCCUCCUGGCUCCGUGCUGACUCAGCAUGUGCCUAAUUGUGAUUCUGUCUUCAUGUUGUGAUCCCACAUCAGAUACAAUAUAUCGUAUUUAGCUUCCAUUUGCAGAUUUAUCACUUAGCCUCUGGCCAAUGUGUUGUCAUCAGGGAAAAUUUAGACCACGUUUUUUUAGAUAUAAAAUGCGUUAGGACACUUGAGCCAAACAUUGCCAUGUGGCAUAAAGCUUAUGGUAGAUUGUUGAGGGGUAUUUAAGGGCAUGUAUUAUCUUUUAUGACUGUGUUUCAUAAUAUUGGUUGACUUGGUAAAUCUUGGAAGCCAACAGCUGGCAAGCACCAUGAUAAUGUGUGUCUCUGGUGACCAACUAAGGAAGAAUCCAGUACAUGGUAACCCUGCGGGACAGCAUCCACUAUCUAUCGGGAGGAUAUUAACAGCUAUCUAUAUAGCAUUGGAAAACGUCUUGUCCCUGGUGGCCCCAUAGUUGAAUGUGUAGCUUCCGAGAAGCAGUAGACAAGGCUUCCAAUACACCCAAGCAGAACCCACUGUGUACUGAGAAGAAGCAACAACUUUAACAGUGUUAUCUAGAGAGCCCAAGUCAUGUUUCAAGGUUCUUUAAAGAGGUUGUUCAAGAUUUUUAUAUCGAUGGCCUAUUGUCAGGAUAAAUCAUCAAUAUAUCGGUGGAGGUACGACUCUGGCACCAUUGCCGAUCAGCUGUUUGAAGUGGAUACAGUGCUCUGGUAAAUGCUGAAGCCUCUUCCUGGGACAGAGACUCCUAUUCAUGUGAAUGGGGCUGAGCUGCAUUACUAAGCACAUCUGUUAUCCAAUGGAUGGCACUGUUUUUAACAAGCUGCAAGAAGGCCGUGGUGCUCACUGAAGCACCACAGCCUCUUAAAACGGCUAAUCUUUGGGGGUGUCGGGCCAACGCCAAUCUAAUAUUGAUGACCUAUACUGAGGAUAGGUCAUCAAUAUUAAACACCCAGAAAAUCCUUUAAGUGGUCUGUCAUUGACCAACAUGGUAACCAACUAUAAGCGGCACUACAGAUACAGUCUUGUUUCUGAGGGUGAACUAUUUGGCAUACAUUUUGCCAGGGAGCACUGCUCUAAAUAUUUCUAGGAGAUUGAGGAGAUUCCAAGAGAGAGGACAGGUGGGGAAUGGCUGCUAGGUGCCUCGUAGGUCACUUUGAGUAGAAACUAAUCAGGCUAAUAUGGCAGACUAAUAAUUCCUCCCUAUAUAGUGGGAUAUGUGUAGUAAAACAAGCACUGAUAUAGAGCCACAUCACAAUAAUUAAAUGCCACCUCUUCCAAAUACACUAUGGCUUCUUCCAUAACCAAUUUUGUUUUUCAGAAAUAACAGAUCAGUUCAACAUGUCUUCAUCCAUAAUAUCGCCGGCAGCUGACCCCACACUUCCAAACAUGGUUACCCAAGAAUUCUGGAGGUCGCAGGUGUGUGGCUACACUUCAUCUGUAACGGGUCAUAUCAGCCAUCGAGCCAACAAUUUCAAAAGACAUCCAAAGAGAAGAAAACUAGUCCGGCCUUCACCUCCUCCUCCCCCCAAUACCCCAUGUCCACUUGAUUUGAUUGAUUUUGUGGACCUUCAUCCUCGAAGAUCUUUUAUGGAACUCUUAUUUAAUGGGUGCAUAUUGUUCGGAAUCGAGUUCUGUUAUGCAAUGGAAACAGCGUAUGUCACACCAGUUCUCCUUCAGAUGGGUCUUCCAGAUCAGUUCUAUAGUAUGGUGUGGUUUAUCAGCCCCAUCUUGGGAUUUUUACUCCAGCCUUUACUGGGGGCAUGGAGUGACAACUGUACUUCCAGAUUCGGCAGGAGGAGGCCAUUCAUUCUUGUUCUUGCAAUAGGAGCCUUAUUUGGCCUAGCACUUUUACUCAAUGGAAGAGACAUAGGAUUGUCUGUAGCCGAUACGAGCAACGAUCAUAAAUGGGGCCUCAUUCUAACAAUCUGUGGCGUGGUACUGAUGGAUUUUAGUGCUGAUUCUGCCGAUAAUCCCAGCCAUGCCUAUAUGAUGGAUGUGUGCAGCCCAGAAGAUCAAGACCGGGGACUGAACAUUCAUGCUCUGCUCGGAGGUCUUGGUGGCGGUUUUGGGUAUGUGGUUGGUGGCAUUAAUUGGAACAAGACAAAGUUUGGACAAGCAAUGGGAGGACAGUUACGAGUCAUCUACACCUUCACAUCCAUAACUCUGGCCAUCACCACCGUCUUGACCUUGAUCAGUAUUCCGGAAAGACCUCUUCAAUCCUUCAAUAAAAAGAAAAAGGUGAUGAAAAGCCCCAGUCUUCCUCUCCCUCCAUCACCACCUGUGUUUUUUGAGGAACAGGAAAAUCAAACAGUGCCCUCACAAAAUUCUAACCAUUUGUAUGCCAACUUCACAAGUCCAAUCUCGCCUCUCAGUCCUCUCACACCAAAGUAUGGCAGUCUGAUUAGCCGGGACAAUUCCUUGACAGGCAUCAAUGAGUUUGCUUCCUCUUUUGGCACCACUAACAUUGACAGUGUUCUCAUUGAUUGCUUUACUGGGGGACACGAGUUUUUCUCCUCAACUUCUGGAAGUUUGCCAAGACAAGCAAGUAGUCUUCCCAGAGUACCUGGAAGUCUUUACUGCAGUGGAAACAGAAGCCUGGAUUCUGCUGAGAACUUGACAAGUCCUGGCACAGAUAGAAGUAGUAUGAGAGUCGGGUCCCUUGAUGAACCAAAGGCUAGAUCAUCAGGAAUUCUGAAAAGGCCACAGUCAUUAGCUAUUCCAGACAUAGUAACAGGGACGUGCCCAGAGAGCAGCCGAAGGCGAAACGUAACAUUCAGUCAACAGGUGGCUAACAUAUUGCUGAACGGAGUAAAGUAUGAAAGUGAACUUAAUGGAGCCAACGAGAUUUCCCAUCGACCACUUUCAAUGAAGCUCCUGUGUUCAUCCAUCUGCCACAUGCCUAAGGCUCUGCGUAACCUGUGCAUCAAUCACUUCCUAGGGUGGUUAUCAUUUGAAGGCAUGCUGCUAUUUUACACCGAUUUCAUGGGAGAAGUUAUUUUUCAAGGAGAUCCAAAGGCUCCUCACAAUUCAGAAGAAUACCAUAAAUAUAAUGCAGGGGUUACAAUGGGAUGCUGGGGGAUGUGCAUAUACGCCUUCAGUGCUGCAUUUUACUCAGCUAUACUGGAAAAACUAGAGGAAUACUUUAGUGUCCGCACCCUGUUCUUUAUAGCAUAUCUCACAUUCGGAUUGGGAACUGGUCUAGCGACAUUGUCUAGUAACCUAUACAUAAUCCUGUCUCUGUGUGUAACACAUGGCAUCCUGUUCUCCACACUCUGCAUCCUACCAUAUUCUCUUCUGUGUGAUUACUACCAGAAUAAGAAGUUUGUAGGCUCAAGCUCAGAUGGAAGCAAGCGUGGCAUGGGUGUCGAUAUAUCACUGCUCAGCUGCCAGUACUUCCUUGCACAGAUAAUUGUGUCCAUUGUGAUGGGACCUUUGACGUCAAUGGUUGGCAGUGCCAACGGCGUAAUGUACUUUUCCAGCCUAAUGUCAUUUGUUGGCUGUUUCUACUCUUCAUUGUUUGUCAUCUAUGACAUCCCACCUAGUGGAGACCUGGAUGAUGAAGAACAGCCGCUGCUGAUUAAUAUCUGAACAAAAUUCAAGGGAUAUUUUACAAUAGAGACUUCAUUUUAAAAGAAACCCCUGACCGGGUACCAGGUGCUGUCUGUGGGUAUUUCUGUCCCACCGGCCUUUGGAAUCUCCACAGAAUAAGAACAGCUGAACAAAACUGCACAAAAUAAAGUAUUAGCCAUGUCAAAAACACGUAUGUGUAACUAGCAUGUAUGAAGCAAGGGUUUAACAUGUGUAACAAGUGAUCGUGGGGUCCACAGCAGAAUGUUUAUAGGACCAUCUCAGCAGAGUUUGUCUGGAGUCACCUCAUUUAUGAA
Molecule: messenger RNA, 4895 nt
Organism: Bufo bufo (common toad)
Lineage: Eukaryota; Metazoa; Chordata; Amphibia; Anura; Bufonidae
Gene: SLC45A1
Product: solute carrier family 45 member 1
Exons: 10
Coding region: 2350-4599 (749 amino acids)
Biological process (GO): transmembrane transport
Cellular component (GO): membrane
Molecular function (GO): sucrose:proton symporter activity
Source: RefSeq, a predicted model, not a curated record